AUGUCAGACUCACGCCUUUUCCAGCCUAUGAAGAUUGGCAACAUCCAAGUUCAACAUCGUGUAGGCAUGGCUCCCAUGACUCGGCUUCGGGCGACUGUGGACCGUAUUCCCAAUACCCUCAUGAAAGAAUACUACAGUCAACGCGCUUCCACACCUGGGACUCUCAUUAUCACUGAGGGAACUCUCGUGUCACCUACCUCAGGUGGUGGGUUUGCCCGAACACCUGGGAUCUGGAACCAGGAACAAGUGAGUGCUUGGAAAGCCAUCACAGAUGAGGUGCAUAGCAAGGGCAGUCAUAUAUUUGUCCAGCUUUUCGCUAUGGGUCGAGCUGCCACUGUCGAAGUUGCAAAAGAGGAGGGAAUUGACAUUAUAUCAGCGAGCUCGCUUUCUUUCGAGGGGAGUAAUGCUCAGCCUAGAGCUAUGACUCUUGAAGAGAUCCACAGCAUGAUCGAUGCCUUUGUGACUGCGUCCAAGAACGCAGUGGCAGCUGGUUUCGAUGGUGUUGAGAUUCAUGGUGCAAAUGGAUAUCUUCUUGACCAAUUUCUUCAAGAUGUCAGUAAUCAUCGCAAUGAUGAGUUUGGUGGAAGCAUCGAGAAUAGAUCGCGCUUUAUGAGCGAAAUCAUGAAGUGCGUCGCCAAAGCCAUUGGGCCAGAGCGCGUUGGUCUCCGUCUUAGCCCAUGGAGUACCUUCCAAGGCAUGCGAAUGGAGGACCCCAUCCCGCAAUUCACAGACAUCAUCAACAAAGCCAAGGCUCUUGAUCUGGCCUACCUCCACCUCAUAGAAUCACGAAUCUGUGGUAGCGUUGAUGAUAUCAACAAUGGCCAGGAAAGGCUUGACUUUGCUUAUGAUCUCUGGAAGGGUGCUUUCCUCAUUGCGGGAGGGUAUAAGCUACACGGUGCAGAGGAUCUUGUCGACCGUGAGCAUCCAGACAAGGAAAUCAUGGUCAUGUUCGGGAGGGACUUCGUGGCAAACCCUGAUUUGGUAUUGAAGCUGCAGCAUGGUUUAGACCUCAAUCGGGGUGAGAGGAACACGUACUACACUAGCGACUCCGUUGGAUACAUCGACUAUCCAUUUGCUCCCAAGGUAGCUGUUUCUGCUUAA
Messenger RNA from Fusarium venenatum, 1101 nucleotides. RefSeq lists its product as uncharacterized. The record is from RefSeq and is a predicted model, not a curated record. Gene Ontology annotation, molecular function: NADPH dehydrogenase activity; FMN binding. Lineage: Eukaryota; Fungi; Ascomycota; Sordariomycetes; Hypocreales; Nectriaceae.